Trichogramma pretiosum is the source of this 3001-nucleotide messenger RNA. Its product is annotated as sodium-independent sulfate anion transporter-like. Gene Ontology annotation, cellular component: membrane. NCBI's taxonomy places the organism in Eukaryota, Metazoa, Arthropoda, Insecta, Hymenoptera, Trichogrammatidae. The transcript has 9 exons. Gene Ontology annotation, molecular function: secondary active sulfate transmembrane transporter activity. Gene Ontology annotation, biological process: transmembrane transport. The coding region runs from base 301 to 2034 and encodes 577 amino acids. The record is from RefSeq and is a predicted model, not a curated record.
CAUCGGUACCGAUACCGACUUCUUCUACUCGUUGAACGUCGAACGGCGACGAUGGCGAAUAUCUCGAGGUGAUUUGAAAUUCGUGUGUGCAUGUGCGUGUGCGUGGGCACCCGCGCGCGCGCCCCGCGCCAACCUACGGUGACUUAACGCCAAAAGUGUGUGUAGUGUGUGUACCACAUAGUUUAUUAUGAUAUUUUACACGUGUGUAUUACACGUUAGACGCUCGAAGUGAAUUUAUUACAAAGAUAAACAGCGAUCGAGGCGUAUAAACAAGCCCGUUGUACAGGUACGACCGGCGAGAUGAGGAUGCGAAGCCCGAUCAACGACCGAGUCAAGAGCCUCGUGCGGAGGCGGCUGCCCAUCGUCGCCUGGCUGCCCGAGUACUCCUGGGGCAAACUUCUGCAGGACGCACUGGCCGGCCUGACCGUCGGCCUCACGGCCAUACCCCAGGGCAUCGCUUACGCCGUCGUCGCCAGAUUGGAGCCGCAGUACGGACUCUACAGCAGCUUCAUGGGAUGCUUCGUUUAUAUAAUCUUCGGUAGCGUGAAAGACGUGACGGUCGGCCCGACGGCGAUCAUGGGCCUGCUCACUCAGCCCUACGUCGGACAGUACGGUGCCGACUUCGCGGUACUGCUGUGCUUUCUGUCGGGCUGCAUCAUGGCGCUGAUGGGACUGUUACGGGUGGGCUUCCUCGUGGACUUCAUCAGCAUGCCGGUGAUCGCGGGCUUCACCAACGCCGCGGCCAUCAUCAUCGGCUCGUCGCAGGUAGGCACGCUGCUCGGCAUCCAGGGCCGCGCCGAGUCCUUCGUCGACGCCAUGCGCAAGCUCGUCGAGCGCUUCGACGAGAUACAGCUCGGCGACACGCUCCUCGGCGUCUUCUCGAUGAUACUGCUCGUCGGCUUGAAGAAUUUACCGGGCAAUCGGCGAGGCAGCGCCGGCAAGAAGCUCAUGUGGAUCAUGACCCUGUCGCGCAACGCCGUCGUCGUCGUGCUGGGCAUGCUGCUGGCCUAUCUGCUGUCGCUCUACGGCCUGUCGCCGUUCAAGAUAACCGGCGACAUAGCCGCGGGCCUGCCGAGCCUCACGCCGCCGCCCUUCUCCACCACCCACAACAACGUCACCUACGGCUUCGUCGACAUGGUCCGGAUUUACGGCACGAGCAUGGCCUCGGUGCCGCUGAUCGCCGUGCUCGAGAGCAUCGCCAUCGCCAAGUCCUUCGCCAAGGGUAAGACGGUCAACGCCAAUCAGGAGAUGCUGGCCGUCGGCCUGUGCAACGUGUUCGGCAGCUUCGCGAGGUCGAUGCCCACCACGGGCAGCUUCACUCGCACCGCGGUGAACAACGCCUCGGGCGUGCGCACCCCCAUGGGCGGCCUCGUCACCGGCAUCCUCGUGCUGCUCGCCUGCGGCCUGCUCACCGGCACCUUCCGCUUCAUUCCCAAGGCCACUCUGGCCGCCGUCAUCAUCAUCGCCAUGUACUACAUGCUCGAGAUCAAGCUGUUCCGGCUGCUGUGGAGGACCAAAAAAAUCGACCUGAUACCGCUGAUAGUGACGCUGAUAACGUGCCUGGCAUUUGGACUGGACUACGGCAUGUUAAUAGGAAUCGCGUCGAAUCUGUUAUCCUUGCUGUACUACGCCGCCCGUCCCGAAGUCAUUUUCGAGGAGCGCACGGAAAAUGGCGCAUCGAUUCUUCUGGUGAUGCCGCAACAGUCGCUGAGUUUUCCCGCCGCCGAGUAUCUCAGGGAGCGCGUCAUGAACUGGUGCGACAGCAUGCAGAACACGAAGAUCGUCGUGAUCGACGGCAAAAACGUACGAGGAAUCGAUACGACGGUAGCCAAAAAUUUGUCUCUCCUCUCGACCGAUCUCGAGGCGCGCAAACAGCGCCUCGUCUUCUGGAACUGGUGCGAAAACGCCAGCUCGGUUAUGAUUUCCUUCGAUUCGGCCAACAAGGAACACUUCAAAAGCACCAACGCGCUCGCUCAGGUCGUCGAGGAGAGAGCUGCGCCAGUCGAGCCAAUGGGAGGUGUAUCGCCAGCCUGAACGUACCCUCCGAAACGAACGAAAAGAGAGUUUAUUUUUUAAUUAUGCAAGUGAAAAUAUAGACAUGGAUUGGAAAAGCACAAACAUUGAAAUAAGUUUGAAACUACCUGGGUAGUUACCGAUUAACUUUGAACUGAAAGAUAUCUUUCGACAAAAGUUUCUGCGAUUGUUUCGAAAUCUUUAAUGCAUAAGUUCGUAUACUUUAUCAGCCGACUGAAAUGUACAAUUUUGGUCUAGAAAAUUAAAUGCUUCUUUUUUUUUUAAUUUCAGUACUUUAGAAUUAAUUUACCACGAUGUCGCGGUACUAUUUUUUAAUCAAAUUUUUUUGUAGAGCAAUUAAAAAACGUUAUAAAAUAUUUUAAUGAGAUUGUUUUUAUUUAUUCAACUGAAAAGCUUUAUAAUUGUAGAAUUUCAUUACUUGCACUACCGGUCGUACAUAAUAUGUUUGUAUUUGCUCUUCAAAGCGCUCAAACAAUAAUUGUUUACAUUUUUUUUUGUUGAGUGUGCAAAGCAACUAUGUUUUCCUUCUGUUUUUUACUUGGCUCGCAAGUAGGUGUGAAUAACUGACUGUUAGUACGUACAUGUAUUUUCAGUGAGAAAGUAUUAAAUAAUAUGUGAUAGUAAUCUGCAGAAAAUUCGUUAUCUCGGAUUCUUAUUAUUUUUUCACUCGUAAAAAAAAUUCGUUCAAAAGUGCGAUACAUUAUGCGCAUUUAUAGCUAUACUUGUAAUAAAAGUAGUAUUUUUAAAAUAAGUGUACGCGUAAUUUGCAUUUUUUUUAUGAAUUCAAAAUACUUUUUUGUGAUUCAGAACUUUAAUGUUUAAGUUAAAAAAAUAAAAUUCGAUAAUUCUGGAAUUAGACUACGAUUCCAUUGUAAUAUUUCAAUAUGUAAUUAGCGAAUCGUGUAUCAUGUUUCGUGGCACAAAAAUAAAUGUUUAUAUAUCUAUGUCAAAGAGGUAAAUAAAAUAU